Messenger RNA from Tribolium castaneum (red flour beetle), 1081 nucleotides. Its product is annotated as peroxiredoxin 2. The record is from RefSeq and is a predicted model, not a curated record. Gene Ontology annotation, cellular component: cytosol. The transcript is spliced from 2 exons. Bases 292 to 882 code for a protein of 196 amino acids. Gene Ontology annotation, biological process: hydrogen peroxide catabolic process; cell redox homeostasis; removal of superoxide radicals. Gene Ontology annotation, molecular function: thioredoxin peroxidase activity. NCBI's taxonomy places the organism in Eukaryota, Metazoa, Arthropoda, Insecta, Coleoptera, Tenebrionidae.
UUCAAGCAUACGUAUUGGCUUCUUAAAAAAAUUAUGUUUCGUGACAAUACCGACAUUAGUAAAUCAAAAAUUGAUUAUGCUUGUUACUUUACUCUGCAAUAACAACAUUUAUUACUACUAGUUUGGAAUUAAUAAAUCAGUUUUUAAUGACGGUUUCCAUUUGAUCAAAAAAAGUUGAGACCAAUCGCAUUCUUUUUUAUAAAAUUUUAAAACGCAAUAAGAGAUUGGAAAAAAUUCAGUCCUGGUUCAUAUUUAAGACCAAACCGGUGCACAUUUUCCUAGUUCCCAACAAUGCCAACCCUAAGCCUCCAAAAACCGGCCCCCUUUUUCAAGGGCACUGCAGUUGUCGACGGCCUAUUCAAAGAAAUAAGCUUGAACGAUUACAAAGGACAAUACCUCGUCCUGUUUUUCUACCCCUUAGACUUCACUUUCGUAUGCCCCACUGAAAUAAUCGCCUUCUCCGACCGCGCCCCCGAUUUUAAAAAAAUCAAAACUGCAGUUGUCGGUGUUUCAACCGACAGCCAUUUCUGCCACUUAGCCUGGAUCAACACGCCUCGCAAACAAGGAGGAUUAGGCCCGAUGAAUAUCCCGCUUUUGUCAGACAAAUCAGGGAAAAUAGCACGGGAUUACAUGGUCCUGGACGAGGAGACGGGCGUCCCGUUCCGGGGAUUGUUCAUUAUAGACGGGAACGGGGUUUUGAGACAAAUGACGAUCAACGAUCUGCCCGUUGGGCGCUCGGUGGAGGAGACUCUUCGCCUAGUCCAGGCUUUUAAGUUUACAGACGAGCAUGGAGAGGUGUGUCCUGCGGGCUGGACUCCCGGCAAGAAGACGAUGAAGCCGGAAGUGAACGCCAGCAAGGAUUUUUUCGAGGAAGUUAAUUAAAACAAUUUUCUUAUUAUUUGUCUUUCUUUUAAUCCAUAUUUUGUAGUAAAUACAAUAUCUUAUAAAGUUAGAAAGUUGACACAUUCUAGAGUCAGUUCUUGCGUCAGGUCAGGUCAGGUAUUGUAAAUUCACCCUGUAUUUAAAUUUAAUACUAAUAAGAAACCUAAAGAAAAAAUAAAUAAAAAACAAUCACACAAGA